Clonostachys rhizophaga is the source of this 2337-nucleotide messenger RNA. Lineage: Eukaryota; Fungi; Ascomycota; Sordariomycetes; Hypocreales; Bionectriaceae. The record is from the annotation of a GenBank genome assembly.
AUGUCUGACCCAGAGAUUGUACGGCUUCAACGCGAGAACGAAAAACUCAGACGCGAGAAGGAGGCAGCGGAGGCGAGAGAGGAAAAGGAGCGGCGCGAGAAAGAAAAGGAGCGGCGCGAGAAAGAAAAGGAGCGGCGCGAGAAAGAAAAGGAGCGGCGCGAGAAGGAGGAGCUCGCACGCGAAAAUCAGCCGACUACAUUAGAUGAAUAUCUAUGGAACUGCCAUACCUAUCUCUACCAGAACUUCAAGCUUGCCGACAAGUCCAUAUCCUCAACGGGGUCUACAAGGGUUGAUGGCAAGUUCUACCCUAUGUGGCUACGUCCUUGGAGCAAGUUUGCGGACUCAUUACGCCAACAACAGUUUGAGGUGAUCAAGGGGGCCUGCGGAAACGAGCGACUCUUCAAUCAACAGAGUACCACCCGAGACAUAGGAAGGAGCAUUUCCGCUAAGGUGGCGGCCAAUGAGAGCGCGGUCACUUAUUUUGAAAAAGUUGCGACCGAGGACCCUAUCAUUGCCAUUUUUAAGCAUCUAGAAGGCCAGGAAGCAAUACGUACAAAAUACAGAUUCAACGACCUACGAUUCAGCGAUAAUGGCCGCGAAAUCACGCAAUCAACCGGUGGAAGUCAACCAGCGAACGAGGAAGAUCUGGGUGACGAUAGGCCGGAGCGGCGGCUGCGGACCGGGCCGAACAAACGAGUGGCAUCUGAGCAGAGAGUGAAGCCUCGGCCAACAAUUCCUGAUGGGUUCGGGCUCCGAACGCGACCUGGCGGAGAUAAAAGCAUGGCGUUCGUUUACGACUACAAGGCAGCCCACAAGGUUGCAGCCGAGCAUGUUAAACUAGCUGUUGCAAAGGAAACAUUGUUCAUGGAAGUCAUUGAGCAACUCAACAGCAACAAGUCAACGAUAGGUGCCGAGCUAGAACAAUUCAGGGCGGAAGCACAGAUCGCUAUGGCACUCACGCAAGUCUUUGACUAUAUGGUCAACUACGGGGUCGCAUAUGGCUAUAUUGCAGCAGGCCAGUCCCUGUUGCUAGUUCAUUUUGACCGAGCCGAUCCACAGACGCUAUAUUGUCAUCCGUGUGUGCCGGAUGAAGAUGUGGGCGAGACGUCGUUCGCGAACUGGGCCGACAAAAUGAUAUAUACAGCAGUGGCUCAACUAUCAAGCUUACUCUUAUUAAGUCUUGAAUCCAAUGCGCUUCAAGGGGCUAUUCUUGACGCAGCCCUAGAGAGCGCGAACGCGGCACUAGCAAGGUGGCCAGAACCGUAUGAGGAUGCUGCGCAUUUCCUCUCGGGAGAGGACACGGAGUCGUCACUGGCGCCGUCAUCCUCGCCGCUGCGAGGGGAUGAAUUCACAUCCACGGCAGCCCCGACUGGCCGGGUAGUCCCCUUGCGGUCGAGGUCAUCAUGUGGGAACCCGGCGUUGCCUCGCCGGGAUAACGAGAGUGAUGAAGAGGAGGAGCCAGAGGGCCGUUUACCCUCGUCGCGGACAAGACUGGAUCUGGCCAAACGGAAGGUCGGUCCGUCGGAUAGCAGCUCCGAAGAAGACGCCGAAAUAGCUGAUUCAGCACCCACCAGGCAAUACUGCUCGCAGGCUUGUCUAUUAGGCCUCAAGAAGGGCUGGGAUAUGGAUAACGGCUGUCCUAAUGUGCUCUCUCAUUGUGUGGCGGGUAGAGUUAGCACGCGGCAUCCUAUCAACGCCGACGAGUUCACCCGCUUGGUCGGCAAGCGGUUGUGCAAAGACCCAUACCGAGAUUGCUAUGCCUUAGAUGGGUGGGGUAAGAAGGGAGCGAUAGGCGUACUGUUCAGAGUGGAACUUGCGCCAUAUGGCUACACGUUCGUCGGCAAGGGGACAUGUUCAAAUCAUCUCGAGCACCUGCGGCACGAAUGUCGCGUCUACGCGCGGUUGGAGAGCCUCCAGGGCUGGGUGGUGCCUGUGCAACUAGGUCUGGUGCACCUAGAUCGGGGCUAUGUUCUGCCGGGCGGGACGAGGGCGGUUCAUAUGAUGCUGAUGUCGUGGGGCGGCGAGGAAGCGGCAAAGGCAAACAUGGACGCGGCGGAUCUGCGGGCACAGUGGCACCGUUCGUCGCAGGCCGUCUGGGCCGAGGGCGUUGACCACGGCGACGAGCGUGAUGCCAACCUGCUCUGGAAUGCCGAGCGCCGCCGUGUCAUGAUCGUUGAUUUCGACCGCGCCGUCCUUCGACCAGCCCUUAAACACCGCCAGCUCUCUGCGGUAUCCGGGAGUAAGAGAAAACAUGGAGUGGAUAACCUCAAAAUUCCUUCCCGGAAGCGUAGUUUGCUGCACAAUCGCCCGCAGUUAAACUAUCUGAUGUCAAGGUAG